UAGUAGUAGUAGUAGUAGUGGUAGCAGCAGCAGUAGCAGCAGCAGCAGAAGAAUAAGCAGCGACAGCAACGUAGAGAGCAGAAGAAGAAACAGCAGCGGCACUAGCAGCAGUAGCAGCGCGCGACGUUGUGCUGUUUUGACAACUAUCCGCCGCGUCGGGGCGUCGCGCCGUUUUUCUCGCGGCGGCGGCGGCAACAGCAGAAACAACGACACAGAUCCGUUUGAGUAGCUCGUUGCUCGUGACGGCGCGGCGGCGACGCUGCUGACCCCCCAACCCGUAAGACGACGACGAUAACGGUGGCAACGACGACGCUGGUGGCGGCUGCGUUCUGUUAUUAUUUUGCCGCGGUGCUUUUGACCCUUCGAACCGGGCGAGUUCAUUGCAGUGCUUCCGCGGGGGUGUUAGCCAGUUUUAUUACUCCGGCCUUCUCCGUCCGCAGCAGCAGCGCCGACGGCGCCAGAACACGAUAUGGUAUAUGCAGCGUGUUACUAGUGUACGUGCUCGAUCCCAACGAUAAUCGGACACGUUCUUGAAACGAGCACGCCUAUUCUCGCUGCCGAACGACGACCACUCGUCGCUCGUCGGCAACCUCUCGACGGUAACCCUGCCGCUGGUCUACCACGAGAACGCCAACUCGUACAGCAGUCGAUUCUAAAGGACUCUCUAUACUCUACAUCGGUGUGACGUUGCCACUCGGAAAGGACGCGACCAACCACGUGAUAUACCUGUCGUUGAACCGCGUCAUGCAAAGCAUGCUCGACUCCCCGAUGGCCAUAACCUGAAUUCACCCGAUUUGACCCGAUUAAACCCGAUUCAACGUACUCGUAUAAGAACAAUCAACCGAAUCAACGUAUGACAGAAAACAAACGGUAGCCAUUUACGUUUUUUCCUCUUUCCUCGUGCUCGAACCCGGACCCUUUAUCCGACGGUGCGCGUCCCGUCCCGUCUAUCUUUGUGUUUAACGCUCGACAAACAGCGCGUUAUUAUUUUCUCGAAGAAACCGUGAUUGUUCGUACCGUGCGUCUCAGCGCUACCGGAUCAACCGAAAACUUUCAGUUUUCAAUGUUCCGCCUGCGCCACAGCUCGUAACAGGUGAUUAGCUGGACAAAUGGAUGGAUUAAUCGCGGUACGCGUGAUAUUUCGCGUGAUUGUUGGUUCGGUGCUUUCGUACGCCGGUGAUAACUCGAAAUAAUCGUGGUCUGGUGUUCAGUGUGCGCCUAGUGUCAUCGGUACAGUGUCGGCACGGUGUUAACCGUUACGUGUAAUCGUCGAAGGUGGUGGUGUGGGAGUCCGACAUUUUAACCGCUCGUAUUCACGAAAAGAUACAAGUGCCCACGUGUGAAAUACGGUCGGUACUUCAGGGGCGUGGGAAUCGUACGUCGAGCUUACAUUUGCCAAGGUUCUUCAGCGCUGUUUACGGAGAAGAAUUUUAUCAUGCGCGGUUAAUACUCGCUUUCGUCGUCGCGAUCUGUUUAUUUUUCCAUUAUCGCGGCCACAUUGUUGAUUGCCAAAGCGAAACGUGUCGAGCACGUCCCUUGGCGUGAUUCGAGAGAGAUCUCAACCAAGAAUCGAUGAAAGAGGUUGGAUGAUCUCGUUAAACGGGACGAACGAGCAAUUUCGGAUUUUCGUGAAACUAUACGGACGCUAACAGUAACGGUCGAACGGUGUUCUAGGAACAAUAUUACGCCCGUACUUUGUACUUUUUAUCGAGUGUUUGACAGUACUCGGCCAAGUGUGUGACAAUGAAAUAUACCUGACAGCAGCAUCGAGGAUCAUGGACGUUGAGAGCGAAAUCGAAUGACGUAUCUUUCCCCAAAGAAGAAGUACUCGCAAACCAAGAGAAUUAGCGAACGCUCGUAGCGUUCGAAAUAAGCGAAGAAAAGGUGCGCCGAUUCCGCAGUCGCGUAAGGCUAGAGAAGUUGGUUGAAAGGACGGGAAGAAAGUUCCAAACGAGAGGGAUCGGCCGUGAGAGGGGUAACCGAAAGCGUGUGCACGCAUUUCUGGAUCGCGUAAUAAAAAGAGAGAGAGAGGGAGAGAGAGCGAGAAGUAAAAAGGACUCAGUGUAUCUGUAAAUAAGAGUUAUUUUUCGUAUGAGAGAAAAGGAGAUACAUCCAGGUCGAACCGAGGGAAAACGAGCAAGAAGACGUUUACGAGUUCUCGAACGGAAGAAAGUUCCAGGAACUUUCUCUCUCUCUCUCUCUCUCUUACAAGGGUACACGAAAACGUUGGAACGUUGAUACAAGGAGGAAUAUACAAGGGGGCAAAAUGAAGAAGUAAGUGAUGCAAACGUUGAUGUAUCGAUGAGUUUCACUUCCGCGUUCUUUGUCCAAAAUCGAUUGCGUUUCGUCCGCUGAUUGCUUGGAUUCGAAAAGAUUGAGACAUUUUUGCGAGAGCCAAGGACAGAGAGUGCGAACGAAAGAAAGAAAGGGAGAGAGAGAGAGAGAGGGGACAAACUGGAGUAACAUAGAAAAGGAAGGGGAACGAAGCUGAAGACAAGAGGGUGUAGUGAUUAAAGGAAGAAAGGAGGAAGAAAGAGACCGUGAAAAGGAACACCUGGGAAAGAAGAGUCGAAGAUAAAGAAAGAAGAGGAAAAAAUAAGUGUGUGUGUGUGUGUGCGUGCGCGCGCGCGCGCGCGGCGAAGAAGGGAAAGAAGGAAGGAAGAAAGAGGGUGCGCGCUGUGAAGCGGUAUUGAGAGGGCUGGCGUGCCCCAUGUUGUGAGCGUCUGAAGACUGCCGGGGGCAGAAGUGAAAGGGUGGGAGGGAGGGAAGGGUAAGGGUGCCGCUGGUAUGGAGUAUGGAAGCGGCGGGGGUGGAGGCGGUGGAGGCCGUGGGGGUGUCCAACCACCCUCCGCAGCUGCGAGGGGUAUGGCGGGGACAGAUACUACCGAUGCUGCGUGGCACAAACACGAACAAAUGAUCCUUAUGGAAUCCAGGCAUAAGCAACAAUUAGGCGGGAGGGCGGGAACAGGUGGCGGCGGGGGUGGCGGUGGUGGCGCACCUCUCUAUGGUCGUCUAGUAGCAGAGGAACCCCUGCCCCCCACGGUAUGCGGGGGCACUGGCGUAGGUGGAGGAGCCGGUGGGGUCCCCCAAGAAACUCCUGCGGACAUUCACGCCAUGCAAGCCAGGAUACCCCAUAGGUUUCGUGAUCCAGCCACCGCACCCCUUAGAAAGCUCAGUGUCGACCUCAUCAAAACUUACAAACACAUCAAUGAGGUUUAUUACGCUAAGAAAAAAAGAAGGGCGCAACAAAUGCAAGGAGAAGAUGGUUCCCAUAAAAAGGAAAGAAAAUUGUACAACGAUGGCUGGGAUGACGAUAAUCAUGAUUACAUUAUCAAGAAUGGGGAAAAGUUCCUCGAUCGUUAUGAGAUCGAUUCGUUAAUAGGUAAAGGCAGCUUCGGCCAAGUAGUGAAAGCGUUUGAUCACGAAGAACAAACGCAAGUGGCAAUAAAAAUUAUCAAGAACAAAAAACCUUUUCUAAAUCAAGCGCAAAUCGAAGUGAGGCUAUUAGAAAUGAUGAAUAGGGCGGAUACCGAGAACAAAUAUUAUAUAGUUAAGCUAAAGAGGCAUUUUAUGUGGCGAAAUCACUUAUGUCUGGUAUUCGAACUGUUAUCGUAUAAUCUGUAUGAUCUACUUAGAAAUACGAAUUUUCGAGGAGUGUCGUUGAACUUAACAAGGAAGUUUGCACAGCAACUGUGUACUGCCCUUUUGUUCCUGUCUACACCGGAAUUGAACAUCAUUCACUGUGAUCUGAAACCUGAAAACAUACUUUUAUGCAAUCCUAAACGAAGCGCGAUAAAAAUAGUGGACUUCGGUAGUUCGUGUCAACUUGGACAGAGAAUAUACCAAUAUAUUCAAUCCAGAUUUUAUCGAUCUCCUGAAGUUCUAUUAGGAAUACCUUACGACCUUGCGAUAGACAUGUGGAGUCUAGGAUGUAUUUUAGUUGAAAUGCAUACGGGAGAACCUCUGUUCAGUGGGGCCAAUGAGGUCGAUCAAAUGAAUAAAAUCGUAGAAGUACUAGGAAUGCCGCCGAAACAUAUAUUGGACCAAGCGCAUAAAGCGCGGAAAUACUUUGACAAAGUCCCCACGGAUGGCUCGUACGUGCUGAAAAAGAUCAAGGACAAAAGGUACAAACCUCCCGGCACUAGACGCUUGCACGAUAUCCUAGGCGUCGAAAACGGAGGCCCUGGUGGAAGAAGGAUAGGUGAACCUGGUCAUUCAAUCUCCGAUUACCUCAAAUUCAAAGACUUAAUUCUGCGGAUGCUGGACUUUGAUCCGAAAACAAGAGUGACACCUUAUUACGCGCUUCAGCACAAUUUCUUUAAGCGAACAGCCGACGAGGGGACCAACACGAAUAUCGCUGCUGCCAACAGUGCUAACACGAGCCCGGCAGUAGUGUCGAUGAGCCAGGAUCAUGGACUGGUAACCAUGUCAGGACAGGGAAGCAGCAACAGUGGCAAUCCGAUUCAAGGAUCAAGCCUCCCUGGCUACCAACCGAUGGAGUGCGAUUCUUCGCCCCGCCAUUUGGGUAAUCGGCGCGUUGGAACGACGAGCUAUCCGUCGACAUCUGCCACCGGGGUGUCUGCGAGCGGGCCAAUGUCCAUGCAGUCCGUGGACAGUUCCCUGAUACAAAGCUCUCUCGGAUCGUAUAAUAGCCUAAUUCUUCCUGGAAUACCCCAUCUGCCCGCGAUGAUGACCUCACCGAUGAUACAACAGCAAAACUUCUAUAAUUACGGUUAUCCGACGACAGAUGCGCAUGGAAUAGUCAGACAACCGUCGACGGUGUCAACCGGCAAACAGAGAGACUCGGAAAGGGAAGACAGUCCUAUGGUCGGAGUAUGCGUCCAGCAGAGUCCAGUCGCUAUCCACUGAGAGCGCAAAAAGAGCGAACGAAACUACAACGACGCUCGAUGAGAAUAUGUACUGUAUCCGCGGUACCGUCGAAAUAUAUUAGGUGAUUAUACAUACUGUAUAUACAAUGUUCGCGACGAUACCGCAAACUUUAUCGUACUGUUUACGAAAAGAUAAAAGGAAGGAGAGCAGUGAGAACGGGCAGCAGGAACUUGAAGGUCCUUCCCCGUCGCGUUGCUUUGCAUUUCGUCGUUCUGUCGGCUGCGAAACGAGUCUCUAAGUCUAGAAAUAAAUAUUACACUGAUAACAACACACUGCCGCGCGAAACUGACGUUAGUAAAAGUAUAUGUAAUGGAUCAGAGGCAGAGAUUAAUUAUGUAGAAAGAACGUUUGUAAAAGGGAUGAUGUUGAGAAUAUAAUAUAACGAGUCAGCUUCCAAAGAACAAAAUAUAAAAAAAAAAAAAAGAUGAAACGAAACGAAUUUAAAGAAGUAUUACGAAGGAAUGCAAAGGAAGACACGAGGGAAGCCUCCUCUUUUCCAUUAGUUUUUUCUUUCUCUUCUUAGUUUUUCGUUUGUCUAUCUUAAGAAGCCGACUGGUCUUACAUUGGGCACGGAUACGCCGCGUCCGGCACAGAAGCUUAUGAUACUUUGCUUGUGAGCACGGACGGACAAAUAUGGUCUAGUGAGGAUGAACCCAGCUGGCCUCUCGGGUCCUGCCCGAUUCUGCAAACGCUCGAAAAUGCUUUAGUCGCGUGCGCAACGUCGUUAUAACAAAUUUUGGCAACCCAAACUGUGUGGCCUAGAGAGCGAAAUCGUGAUAAUUACUAUUAUAAAGAUGCAUAAAACGGGAGGAAAAAGCAAGGAUUACCAGUGUAAGCAUGUACUCCAAUAGAGUUUUAUACACAAUGUCACAAAUGUAAACGGUUUAGCAAGUAAUUGCUAGCAAACAGUCGCGUCAAAUGCUAGUUAUUUGUACAAUAUACAUAGGUAAACGAUAAGAGUGCAGCUUUAGGUUUUAGCUUUUAAGUGUGAGAAGUGGACACUGGCAUUGUAAACUCGACUCUUUUAUUUACUUUGACGAAUAGAGAAGAGGACGUUGCAAACGUCGGUUUGUUGCUGAUCAAGGACUUUAAACAAACGAGGUUUGCAUCAUUUAACAACAAUACAUAUUUAUACAGAAAAAAAAAACAGUAAUAAGAAAGUUAAAAAGCAGUAUACACGUAAGAUCGAUCAAGAAUGAUAUAAUCAUACAAAACCUAGAUACUUUAUAAUAAACGAUACGCGCGUACUCAUAUGCAUAUGUUUUCAAUGGCAGUCGUAAUUGAUUUUUGCCGUUUCACUUCGAUAAUUGUAUCUAGCGCUAUUUGUUAUUAUUAUACAAGGUGUCAUACUUAAACCAGGCUACCUAAAUAUCUCUUCCAGUAGUGAUAAUAUAAAAAAUAUUUUACACGCAAUUUGAGUUUCAAACCAUUCAAAUUACAUGUAAAAUAUUUGUUAUAUUAUCACAAUUGAAAGAGAUAUUCAGGUGGUUUAGGUGUGACACCCUGUAUAUUUUGUUAUAUCAUUGGCAUAUUAGUUCGAAACCUUUUCCUGGCAUUUUAACUUUUUCUUUUUCAAAUUCUUUUUUAAAUAUUAAUAUAUAUGUAUAUAUUGCUAUAUAUAUAUAUAUAUAUAUAUAGCUCUUUUAAACAGUUUUCCUCAACAUUCUCUUCGUUUCCGUUCAGUUACGGAGUACAAGUGACUCGAGAAACGUAAAUAUUAUUGCCAGAAUGUUACAUUACGUAAAAAUAAAUUAUGUCAAUAGCGAUAAGAUAAUAUAAAACGAGACACGACGAGCGAUCCAAAUUUUCGAUACUUACUAAAAACAUAUACUGCAACAAAUAAUAAUCUUUUGAGACGUUAUACAUGUUUCUAGUUCUUUUUUUGCGACGCAUGUAUUAAACAGGUUGUUCUUUUUAAAUUAUUUUUCCACGUUUUAUUCACGAAUUUUGAUUAUUUUAUACGAAAGAAAAGAUAAACAGUAUGCACACUACUCGAUACUGUGUAUACGUUACGUAAAUUUUCGGCUUGCUUCGAUUAUGCGAUGGAAUGAUUUUAGCGUCAAUGUCAAAUUUAAUAUUCUAUUUUUAAUGCUACUAUUGAUUUUCUCUUUUUAUUCGUGUCAUUGCAAUUUGUAUCGAAAGAGUACGACAUAGACGUGUAUAUUUUGCGUAUCAAUUUCUCAAAAGGUUUUCACUACUGUACACCGCAAACAAGUCUCAAAUUUCUAUUAAACGUCGUACUUUUCAUAAUCAUUGAUCAUGCCCGAGAAUGGAAUAUUUUAAUUAAACAAAGAAUCGUAUUUCCAAGCAGACUUCUUAAGGUUUUUUUUUGUUUUUUUUUUUUGUUUUGUUUACUAGUUAGCAACGAGGA
Molecule: messenger RNA, 7261 nt
Organism: Hylaeus volcanicus
Lineage: Eukaryota; Metazoa; Arthropoda; Insecta; Hymenoptera; Colletidae
Gene: mnb
Product: serine/threonine-protein kinase minibrain
Exons: 9
Coding region: 2788-4869 (693 amino acids)
Biological process (GO): peptidyl-serine phosphorylation; peptidyl-threonine phosphorylation; protein autophosphorylation
Cellular component (GO): nucleus
Molecular function (GO): transcription coactivator activity; protein serine/threonine/tyrosine kinase activity; protein serine/threonine kinase activity
Source: RefSeq, a predicted model, not a curated record